Messenger RNA from Benincasa hispida (wax gourd), 2611 nucleotides. Its product is annotated as NAD(P)-binding Rossmann-fold superfamily protein. NCBI's taxonomy places the organism in Eukaryota, Viridiplantae, Streptophyta, Magnoliopsida, Cucurbitales, Cucurbitaceae. Gene Ontology annotation, cellular component: plastid. Gene Ontology annotation, biological process: cyclic threonylcarbamoyladenosine biosynthetic process. The record is from RefSeq and is a predicted model, not a curated record. Gene Ontology annotation, molecular function: tRNA threonylcarbamoyladenosine dehydratase activity; ubiquitin-like modifier activating enzyme activity.
AGACGGAUCGCGAACCAAGCUGAAACGAAGGCAACCAAGCUGUGUGCACAAAGUCCGUUCAUGGCUGAUUCACUCCAGUUUUUUGGCGCUAUUUUUGUGCACUCCGCACUCCGCAGUCGAAGCUUUAGUUAAUCUUGAAUCAGUAUCCUUAACAGACAUAAGUAGACUACAAGCGUCACAUUAAUGUUGAUAAUCUUCUAUGAUGUGAUCAUUCAGUUUUACAUUUGAGAAGUACUUGGGUAGAGUACUGUUCCAAGUCUUCAGUUCGCAUAUGGACAAAUGAACUAUGGGGGGUGCGCUAGCUGUAGACAUUUAUAAUUUAUUUAUUUAUUUUUAAAGAGGAAAUUAAAAUUUAAUUAAAAACAAUGUACUCAAACGUUUUGUAGUUAAGGGUCUUAAGCAUCUGAUGGCUUUCAUUUGUGGUUGAAUGGUUUUUUCUGAUGCAAACCAAACUAUUGGCAUAUUUCCUCUUAACUUCUCCUUUUUCCUUUCUCAUUUGUCUCAAAGGUUUAUUUAAUCAAUUUGUGUUCCAUUCUCGGUUUCUCUGGCCCUAAACUCCAUUUUGCUAAAAUAUUCUUUCCUCCUUUGUAAAACCUUUUAGCAAACCCAAAUUUACCCAAAACCAGACAUGAAGCUGCUUGAAUUUGUUUUUUUCUUUCCACAUUUUUUUUUCAUCGUUAAAUUUUUCUGCAAUUUCUACUGAUAAUAAAUGAGCAUUUGCUUGGAAUAUAGAACCACUGGCUGCCACGCAAUUCAUAUUGCUGGUGGAUUGAGUAUGCAUUAUGGCAGGCAAGUAAAUAUUUAAUCUUUAUAUUAACCCUUGUAUCCAUAGCCCUAGUCAGGGAAGGUUAGAAUGUAUCCUUCUUUUACUUUACUUUCUUUGUCAUCUUUGAAAAAGGUCCAUAUCAUCGUUGAAGUGCUCUAAUGUGUAAUGAGUGAAACAUGGUAAUUUUAUUCUUGAUUGAAAUUGAUGUGGUCUUGUUUGUAGAUUUUCUGGUGUCAGUGUAUACUGUAGAGCAUGAGAAAUACAUGAAUGCUCAUGCCUCAAAAUGUUGAUUUCCAUGUUUCUGCUGGAAAUAGAACUUACUCAAAGCAAAAUUUAGGGUAAUGGACAUAUGGUUGAGACUACUGUAAAGGACAGUCCUGUAGUUGGGUGCACCAAUCGUGGAAUUUUUGAUGUAGACCUUCUAACUGAUGAAAUUGUUUCUGAACAACUAACAAGGAACAUCCAGUUCUUUGGCCUUAGCUCACAGAAGAAUGUGACUGCAUCUUAUGUUGUGGUAAUUGGUCUUGGUGGUGUUGGGAGUCAUGCUGCCAUGAUGCUUCUUCGAUCAGGGGUUGGCAGGCUUCUCCUUGUUGAUUUUGACCAGGUGUCACUUUCUUCUCUAAAUCGACAUGCCGUUGCAACAAGAGCAGAUGUAGGUGUCCCAAAAGCUCAGUGCCUGAAGGAGCACUUUCUGUCCAUCUUUCCAGAGUGUCAAGUAGAAGCAAAAGUGCUAUUAUAUGAUGCAGCAUCUGAAGAAGAAAUUCUUUCUGGGAAACCUGAUUUUGUUCUGGACUGCAUUGACAAUAUUGAUACAAAGGUAUCACUUCUUGCUGCAUGUGUACGUAGGGGAUUGAAAGUAUUAUCAGCAACAGGAGCCGGAGCUCGAGCUGACCCAACAAGAAUUCGUGUGGCUGAUUUAAGAGAGUCAACAAAUGACCCAUUAUCUCGAGCUGUGAGGCACCGUUUGCGGAAAGGUUAUGGCAUUGAAGGGGGCAUUCCUGUUGUAUUUUCUUUAGAAAAACCCAAAGCAAAGCUGCUUCCAUUCCAAGGACCAAGUGGAGAAGCAGAAAAUCCUUCAGAUUAUCAGAUAGUUCCUGGGUUCAGAGUUCGUAUCAUACCUGUUCUAGGUACCAUUCCUGCAAUUUUUGGACAGGUAAUGGCCUCGUAUGUUGUGACACAACUAGCAGGGCUUCAAGUGGAAACAGAGCCUGUCGUUAAUUUGGACACUGAUCAUUAUAGGUUGCUUCAUCAGCGACUCAUUGAGCAUGAAGAAUCAUUGUAUGGCACUGCCAUGCAAGUCCAGGUAGAUGUUGAAGAAGUGAUGUUUGUUGCAAAAGAGCUCUGGCAUGGAAGAAGCGCAAGAGACCAGUCUGCAAAAGAUGUUGGACGAGGAAUGUGGCGAGCUAUUAAUGAAUUAAUGCUUGUGAGGUGGGACCGAGCAAAACCAGCAUCCGUGGCUAACUUAAUUCUUUUGAAAUUUAAAGAGGCUGAUGAACAUGAGUCAUCAACCUUAGAUGACAUAAAGGAAAAAGAACCUGAAUUCUUUAGGAAGGUAAAUGCUAUUUUGAAGCGAGCUGAGAUGGAAUUUUCUUUGUGAGAAGAUAAAACAUUUUUUGUUUGGAAUAGAUAUAAGGAUUUGUUGAGUUCAUCCUUAAUAUUUUAAUUUUUAUAGUCCAAUAUGGGAGGUUACUAGGUUAGAAGCAGGUUUACAGUUAACUAAAAUUUUGGUUCGGUUGGUUAUUUUUGAGAUUAUGAAAUCUAGUUUUCUACUAUAUGUUCAUGGUUUUUUUCGUAGUUGGGGAUAAUUAAAGUUGACUUGGGAAUAAAAUUAUGGUUAAGGAAUAC